GCCAGCAGCAGAGCAGUCGUCAGACACCAUUCAUUCAAGUCAUUCGAAUCAAUCGAAAUUUUCCGUGCUGGUUCUGUGCGUGUAAAAAGUUCGGUUUCCGUGCGCGUAAAACAGGGCUUUGCGUCGCGAAUCGUGUUCCGCAGUGCCUUCGGAAUCGGGUUUACCCGUCCCGUCGGGAUGGGUCCAUACUUUAUGGCCGAUUUUCCGGUUUGAAAGUGAAGAAAUUUCUCUGGAUUGUAGUUUUUUUUUCCUCUUGCAUUCGCCGUCUGUACGCUUUCGGUUCGGGGCUAGGCCAAAAGACUACGAAGAAGAAUAACAAUAAUAAUACGAGGCAGUACGGGUAUGUGACAAAAAGGAACAGCUAUAGAUUUUGCAUUUCUCGUGUUCGUUGCGCGAGUGUGUUUGUGCGCAGUGUCCGAUCGAACCAACACGAUUGCGUGUCAAGAGUGGUCUGGUGACGAGGUAGCGGCAUUUCGGGAAUGCUCGUAUCAAUAAUCGUUUUUAACAGUGUUAGUGUUGCAAGCCCUUCAUACGCCCGAGGAAUACCAACAAUAGCAAUCCAUUUGCUGCCCACCUGGUGGAAGUGUGCGUGAUCGGAAACUGCUAGAACGCUAGUGUGUGUAUGUCUGCUGAUCUUUCAGCCCUGCUUCAGCACAACACCAAAAACAUAACAAUCUCUGGUUGUAUAUGUGUCCGGCAUCAAUCGUAAUAACAACACCAAUAGUAUGCUGCUGAAUGCGUGUGCAAAGGAAGAGUUCAGUCUAUCGUCGCGAGUGGACCCAUGAAGAAAAACGUCUGGUUGCCGUCGUCGUAGUUGUCGUUGUUUUUGUGAAGCCCAGUCACUAAGCUAGCCUCUCUACAUAUGGAGUAGUUUGACCACAGCGAACAAGCUGACGAUUGGAAUUUCGCCAGAAAGUGUGCCUUCAUCCUGCGGGAGCUUCCAGCCCCCCGCUCGUGGUUCCAGGGAAAAAUAUUUCCAUUUCAAUAGAGAGAUAAGAGAAAAAGUGUAAUUAUCGAAAGUGCGGAUAUAUUUCCUAGCCGUUGUCAUCGGUAGAGGAUAGUGUGGACUGGUCGGAUGCCCCCACCACGGUACCGUUGUGCGUUGGAAGUGAAAAUGUAGACCGCAAAGUGAAAUUUUCCAACCCAUCCCCCAAUUAUCCAAAGUGAAAAUCGAAGCAGAGAUAUCGAAAAAAGCGAAAAUCAUAAAAAAGUGAGAAGCAAUAGGUAGCAGCCGAAGAAAAAAUUGUGUGCAUAUCCGUGUGUAUUGCCAGCCAGAAAAUUUACACGUUUUAAGUAGGAAGAAAAGUAUCCGAGCUCGAGUGGAGUGUGUAAAGCGAAUUGAAAAAAAAAUAGAUCCCUUGUGCCCUCCUAUACCGUUUAUUCGGGUUUGGGGGGUUUUCCCUUCCAGCGCUCGUAAUACAUACAGCAAAAGCUAUCCAGAGCUUCAGUGUACGGAGCGUUCCAAGCAAACACACUCUUGAAUUAGACGGAGUGUGUCUCAUGCAUGGCACAUGCCUUACAUCGAAAGUAAUCAACACCACCGUUCAGCACGACGUUCCACGUUCGAAAGCCGGAACCGCUUCGAAGUCUGGAAUUUUGUGCAUGGAAAUUGUUUUGCCAACGUGCGGGACUAGUAGAAUCGAUUCGUUUUAAUGGAUAAUAACAUCCCAUCGACUGGACCGACUGAGAGGUCGCCUUUGCAUCACAGCCGCACAUCAUCCAGCAGUAAUCUCAAUGGUAACGCUGCCACUCACCGCCAGAGGCCUCAGACGCUGACACCGACCCGCGACUCGCCCAAGAAUGCUCCCGUCCCGAUGCUCACGCUGGUGCUGACAGUCAACCAGGAUGCCAACGGGUACGGCAUGAAGGUUUCCGGAGACAAACCCGUGUUUGUCGAAAGUGUGAAACCAGGUGGCGCAGCGCAAAAGGCCGGUCUGAUGGCCGAGGAUAUGAUACUGAAGGUUAAUGGAACAUCUGUACGAUCCUCGACGCAUACGAACGUGGUGGAGUUGAUCAAAGCUUCCGACAUUGUUGAACUGACGGUGCAGCGAAGUAAUAACAGAAUGCAGCGGCCAUCGCCUUCCACGACGUCCAUCACACCGACGACGCCGAUCGCACCGCGGAAUUCCAUCACAGCUCCGGUCCCCGUUGAUCACGCCAAACAACGGGAGAUGGAAUUCCACAAAAUCAAAACCCUGCGGCUGAUGCUAGAGCAGGAAAAGAAGAACCUGGAGAAUCUGAACUCGAGCCACAAGCAGCGAACGCCGGAGAGUGUCCGGGCGGAAGCCACCAUCAAGAAGCUCCAGGAAGAGCUCGCCCAGAUGUGUGGAGAGGAUACCUCAUAUCCACCAUACUCAUCAGCAAACUCACCACUCUUUCCGCAACCUCAAGCCCAGAACACUUCCACUCCAGCAUUCCUAUCCCGAUUUCCCCGAUCACUUUCUUCGCUCAGUCUCGGAACGAAAAAGAAAUCCACCGAAAAAGACACCAAUAUCAGUUCGCCUAACGCAUCGGGAGGUACAACCGGAGGGCAGGGAACUCCGGAGUGUCUUAGUCCUACUGGUGGGGCUCACCUGAGCCACGGGCAUGGACACUUCGGUUCCGGCGGGAGUGCGGGAACACCAACGAAGAAAAAGUACACCAGUGUCAGUGUGGCGGAUCGUAAUCACAAACACCAGCAACAGGACACUCCGCCACCGCUUCCGCAGAGAAACAUUCCAAAACGUUCGGAAUCCUCACUGGAUUCGGUGGACACCGUUGGGACACGACGGAACAUUGUGGUGUCCGAUUUGGAUCAUUCCGUACUAGCUGCUGCUCCUCCAGGCAGCGGAACGAAUAAGUGUGUUAAUAACAACAACAAUGUGAGUUCCGGUGGUGGCGGAAGCAGCAAAGGUAGUAGUAAAUCUAGAAAGAAGAAAAACAGUAAUUUAUCGGAGAUGAAAGCCGAACAGACGAUGUACCAUCACGGUACGGAACGCGGAGGUGGUGAGUUACAAGCGGAACCUCCACCGUUACCACCACGACAGCCGGGUAUGAUGGAGGUCAAUCAGAACAUAAUCCUUAACAAUGACAAUGUUGCAGCAUCGUUUGGUAGAGAUUGCAACAGCAAUAACAGCAACAACAACAACCACAGCCGGGUUAAUAGUCCGGAGGCCCGACCCCCACCGAACAGUAUUAACACAUUGAUGAACUACCCCUUGAUCACAACUUGUACUCCGGUACGGGACAAUAUUAUGGCGGCGGCGUUUCCCCUCUCGCAAAGACCCAACAUCGUUCACCAGAUGCAGCAGCACCAACAAGCCGCACUCAACGCAACUCCGCCAUCGGCUCACAUGAAUCAAUCCAUCAGCAAAAAACACCGCCGAAUAGUGUCCUCGCCGGAGAACAUCAGCCCCAAAGAGUACAGCGAUCAUUCGGCGGGGCUGGUGCCUCGUCAUCAGAAAACCUCGUCCGAUUCGUGGGAUAAACGGUCCCAGGAGAUCACUCCUCCGGGGACGCCACCUCCACCGUACCCGAGUUCUUCGUAUCUCGGCAGUGGUGCUGGUGGUGGCAGCGGACACUUGCAUCACGAUCACACCACUGCCGGCGAUUUGGCAAUAGUAGCAAGCAAUCUUCUUCACCAGCAUUCAGCCCAGGCGGGAACGACGAUAAUGGCGGCGCAAGCCAACGUCGCCCAGAAGCCGAUCAUUUCGAUGGAAGACGACGAAAUCUCCGAUCAGGAAAGCUUCAUCGAAGAACAUGGUCCAUUCCGGUCGCUAUUGCAGCUGCUGGAACCGGCACAUUCGGCGCAUUUAGCAGUAUUUUUAAACUUUGUACUUUCCAACUCGGAUCCUUCGCCGCUGCUCUUCUAUCUGAUAACGGCUCUGUACAAGGAGGGUAGCAUCAAGGAUAUGCGCAAGUGGGCGUACGAGAUCCACUCGACAUUUCUGGUACCCGGAGCGCCUCUUCUGUGGCCUAACGUGGACGAAUCGCUUGCUCGCGAGAUUGACGACAUUCUGCAGAAAGAGAACGACAAAGUGGAAAUCCUACGGCGGGUAUUCUACAAGAGUCGUAAUAAGGCCCGCGACUACAUCAAUAUCCAGUUGCAAGAGUUUCAGGUGAAGCGAACAGCUGGUCUCGGAACGAUGUACGGGCCAACUGACCAACAGCUACAGAUCGCCAAAGGGGACAAAGUCAAGGAACAGCGGGUGGUGGAAGAAACGUUGCUACCGAAACUACAGCAGUAUUUAGAAGAGAUCGAGAAGGAAUCGCCGAAGGAAUGCCCGAAAAAACUGGCACUCUGCUCGGCUUUAUCUACUGUGUUACAGCGUUUUUUCGUAACCCGUUCGAAUCCCGGUAGCCCGAUCGACAAGGUGCACCAUUUUGUCAGUCGGGAGAAGAGCUUCAAGAGUCGAUUGAUGGCGAAGAACCGCAAGCAAGACAUUCUCGGGCACAACCUACGGCUUCAGCCGUACUAUGAGGUGACGCGAUGUAACCACUGCCAGAACAUACUCUGGGGUGUCAGCCCUCAAGGAUAUCACUGUUCAAAUUGUGAACUCAAUAUCCACCGAGCCUGUGCAAAAGAUCUGAACGAAUGCUGUCCGGGACCGCCGCUGCUGAAGAACGAUAGCAGCAAGAUAACGAAGCUGAUGGAGAAGAUAUCGAGCCGGAAUCAUCAUCAAGCUGAUAAAACGAAACGGCAUGAUGAUGAUGGUGCCGGUGAUGAUACAUUGGGUAGCGAUCGUCCGACCAGCACAGCACUGGCCCGACAACCCUCGGACCGGAGGCAGGACUUCAACAACAGUAGUUACUUGGGCAACGUUAGUUCCUACUCGGAUUACCUGAGCAAUUCCACUGCUGAUCCGGACACUUUUGCGCAAAGUGUCGACAAUGAUCAGUUCCGGGAAAGUGUCAAAUCCAAAUCAGCCCCGGUCUCGGUGAACCGGUCCGAGUCAUACAAGGAACGAUCGCAGAAGAAAACCAGAAAUACCCGCCGGAAAACGUCAGACCCGAGUUUGACGAAAACGACUGAUGAACAGAAUGAGGCCUCUUCGCUGAUCAACAACUAUUCCAGCGGUUCCACAUCUAGUCUUCCACUUGCACUGGAUAGUAGAUCGACUUCACUCGAGGCAGUAGGCGGCGUUCCGGUGGGCACCUCGGCUGGUCCGGGAGUCCCCGGUGGAACGGCGGUUCCGUGUUUAAAUGCAUCCGUGACGGCCAACAGUUCCGGACUAUUCAGUUCCCCAGGUGGGCCGGGUAAUGUCUCGAACCUAAGCACCGGUACCGGAAUCAUUCUCCCGACGGCCCGCGAAUGGGUGGACAGUGAGGAUGAAGGUAACCUCGAGCCGGAAGCGGACUGGAGUUCCAACAUACCGGCAGAAAUACUCGCGACGCUCUGUAGUGCUGAAAAGAAACGACAGGAGGUGAUAAAUGAAAUCUACCAAACCGAGCGUAACCACGUACGAACGCUCCGGUUACUGGAGGGAAUAUUUAUGCGUCCUCUGCAGGAGUCUGGUGCGUUGCCUAAUGAGUUGCUGCAGUUGCUGUUUCCGCCUUCUCUGCGGAAACUGCAGGAGCUGCACACUACCUUCGAAGGCCAUCUUAAGCAGCGACGGAUUGAGCACUGUAAUAUUGUGCAGGAAAUCGGCGAUUUGCUGAUGCUGAUAUUCGAUGGCCAGUCUGGCGAGGAUCUGAAGGAGCAUGCCGCCUACUUCUGUGCCCGGCAGCAGAUCGCCCUGGAGGCGCUCAAAGAACGCCGGAAAAAGGAUGAAAACCUUCAGCGGCUGCUGAUCAAGGCCGAAUCGCAUAAGGCCUGCCGGCGACUCCAGCUGAAGGACCUCUUGCCGACGGUGCUGCAACGAUUGACAAAGUAUCCGCUGCUGUUCGACAACCUGUUCAAUUUUACCGUACGGGUCCAGCCGGACAACGAGGCGGAAGCGCAGGCAAUCCGGAAAGCACUCGAGUCGUCCAAGCGAAUAUUGGAUCACGUCAAUCAGGCGGUCAGAGCUGAGGAGGAUUCACAUAAACUAAUUUCAAUUCAACGUAAAUUAGAUAAAAGUGGUUUAGAUAAGGACGCUUCUAGUGAAUUUAGGAAUAUAGACUUAACGGUACGCAAACUAAUCCACGAUGGACCGUUAACAAUGAAAAAGAAUCCUGGAGUCCAACUGCAUGGAUUGCUGUUCGAAGAUAUGAUGGUUUUAUUGCAAAAACAGGACGACAAAUACCUGUUGAAGUAUCACUCUAGUCCCGGUCUCGGUGGUAGCGAAAGCAAAAUCACCGAAGGCCGCUUCAAUCCCAUCACCAAGAUCAAUCUGAUUCUGGUGCGGCAAAGUGCCGUCGACAAGAACACCUUCUUCCUGAUCAACACCAAUGUGUCGCAGAUGCUGGAGUUGACGGCACCGAGCAGUUCCGAAUGCAAAACAUGGUUUAAGCACAUCUCCGAUGCUGCAGAUGCCUACAAAGCCCGUACCAAAGGAACGCACGAGUACAGCGAGGACGCAUCGGCGAACGCCGGUCAGCCACCGAAGGACACCUUUGAGACGGUGACCGAAGCGCAAAAGAUCGAACAAACGUCGACCCCGAUCGACCGGUUAGAGCGCAAGGACAGUAGUCUUCAAUGUCGUGCCAUCAGCACAGGAGGAACCAGUACAACCGGCAACGCAAACAGUGGUCUCAACAACAACGAAGACACGCUGCCGAACAAAAAUCGGGCGGCAAACGAAAGCGAUGACAACGCCGAGAACGAGGAAAAGGAAAAGAUCAAAAGGCGCAGCGUGCUCGGUUCAGCGCAGGAAUACAACGGCCCCAAUGACGAUGAUCAAAAGGAUGAGGAUGACUACGGUCCGGACUAUCGAGGUCGGGGACUGAAUAAUACGCGUACCCUGACGCAGCAGUGUUCGCUGGUGGCACCGAGUGAGAUUCACGUCAGUAUUAGCAACACGCUGACCGCUGAGCCGAUGUUGACACCUUCAGAAAAACUCCGCCGACUUGAUCUGGCAAUCCGCAAAACGCUGGUCGAGAAGCAGAGGGUUGUUUGUGAUAUGUUCAGAGUGCCAGAUGAACAUUUCCUGGCGAUCGCGGAUAUCGCUGGCCAGCCGGAAGCACCCCAGAAAGAACCCACGGACAUCAUCCUUGCCGCCUUUGCCCACAUCCAGUCGCUGACGGAUGUACUUAAUGAGCACAUGAAGGUAUCCCAGAGCCAGGAAAUUUCUGCUGUGUCCACAUCAGUCUGUGAUGAGUGCAAUCGUCGGAACGGUAGCGUGAAACUGCUUCCCCUGACAGCCACCAAGUCUACCAUUGCUGCUACGGGUGGACCGGAAUUGAACGGGUCCACGGUUGAACCUAUCAAUAAUAACGUUGGCGUGCCACCCACUAUAGGAAUCCCACCGAUCGCUUCCGUACUAGAGAACGACCAAAUCAGCAUUACCGAGGACGAGGAUGGCUACUGCGAAAUCGAUGAAGUUAGAGCCACCGCUGUUCUACUCGAAUCUCAGCUUCUAGAAGCACAAGCAAGGAAACUGGCGGCGGAAGCAGCUGCCAUUGCGGAAGCAAAAGCUACCGAUCCCGCCACGCUCGACGAUAGCGGCGGCAUCAAAACGCCGGAUUCGCAUUUUGAAAUAAACGAUAAUUAUGAUACGACACAGAAUCACCUACCACCGAAACAUCCCGGAUUUGAUAUGUGCGGUCGAAAUCGGCUACUGCACGCAUCGGUUAUUGCCCCGACCAUACCGUGCCAUCUGAUAGCGAACUACGUAACUGGUCUAAAUGCGCAAAUAUCACAGCUGUUGCCAAAAAUUAGCGAACGUGAUUUAGAACGAGAGCAACUGAGAAGGGAAAAUCAGCAUUUACGGGAACUACUAAAUACAAUGCAUCAGGAGAGAGUUUUAGAAUCGCAAGAAACUACUGAAGUACCCGUGACUGAUCCUGAACAGCAGUCGCAGCAAGAACAGCAGCAGACUUCGGAAAGUCAAUCACCAUCAGCAACAGAAACCACCAGUACUACCAGUGCUGUACAUGAGUGAAAUUCCAUUACACCAACUAAAUGUAAACUCAAGCCGGAUAAACAAAAAUGUGCAAAUCACGGAACUCGCUGUCGGUGUCGGCAUUUUGGAAUGGUUAGUGUUAACUUUACCAUGGCGCUCCUUCCACUGCCCAACUAACCAUCUGGUUAGUUCGGCGGCCGUGUUCAUGACCAUGGAUAGUGGAAGAAGGCGCGUAAACCUAUUGUUAGAAAACCGAUGGAAUUGGAUGGCCUUAAACAGAUAACAACAACAACAGCAACAAGUAUGUAUGUUUUAACGUGUUUUUGUAUACUCGAAUAUUUGUCGUCAAAAAGAGCAAGUUUAGUCAGAACUAUUUUGGACGAUAAUAAACUUUUUGGGAUGCCCAGCAAAUGAGCGUGCAUCCAGUAUUUGAUCGUCGCAUCGUAGACAACUAGAAAAGAUUACCCACAAGCAAUUUUUCAACGGCAAAUACGAUGCCAUCGAUAAAAAAGAGAAAAGGAAGCGUAACGAGCACCAGCAGCGAAAUGAUUAUGUUGAGUUAAUUUAUUUUGUGUACUUUUUAUAUAAAUGUUGUUUUUUGUUUUAGUUUAUUUAACUUUCUAGUGCAUUAUAUCAACUAUUUCCAUCGUGAAUGCUUAAAGUGAAAAUUUAAUAAAGAGAAGAUGUAAACGUAAAUUCCGCUAGUACGACUACUAUUUCUACUCAUGCUUUUUAAGUAUCAUUUUUUUAUUCUUGCGGAAAGGGUGUUUAGUUCGACUGGAGAAAAGGAACACAUUUUUUUUUUCAGAAAAUGUGAUUCUUGUAAAUUCCAUCUUCGUUUCCACAGUCACACGCAAACGGGAGAAGGUAGAAUCAAAGAGAAAAAAAACCCGAACCUAAAAUAGCAAAGCAAAGCAAAGAGCAUUACAAAACAAAUUUAGCCGUUUAUGUAUUAUUUAAGUUAUCAUUAUUUUUACACUAGUAGGCAAACAUAGUUAGAGCGACAGAAAGCAAAUAACCGUCGUAAAGAUGAACUGUAUGUUAAGAUAUUUUGUUUAUUUUUAUCAUAAUUUUAUCACAACUUUUGAAUGCAAGAAUGCCGCAACAUAGAAGAGCUAUUAUUUAUUGUACAUUUUUUCCUCUGCCUGAAUUUAUAACCACUAUAAUUAGUGAACAUAUAUCACCUCUUUGACAGUGGAAGCAAGAGCAAAUAUUGCCAAUUCAAUUGAAACACUCAAGCAGAUCCUUAUAGAAAUGUAGUAAGUUGUAAAUAGAUCUAAAAAUGCACUCGUAAAAACAAUAAAAACGGAAAAUAACCUAAAA
Messenger RNA from Topomyia yanbarensis, 9284 nucleotides. RefSeq names its product rho guanine nucleotide exchange factor 11 (gene RhoGEF2). NCBI's taxonomy places the organism in Eukaryota, Metazoa, Arthropoda, Insecta, Diptera, Culicidae. The transcript is spliced from 27 exons. Gene Ontology annotation, biological process: G protein-coupled receptor signaling pathway. The record is from RefSeq and is a predicted model, not a curated record. Gene Ontology annotation, molecular function: guanyl-nucleotide exchange factor activity; G protein-coupled receptor binding. Bases 1653 to 8000 code for a protein of 2115 amino acids. Gene Ontology annotation, cellular component: cytoplasm.